This is a messenger RNA of Lasiosphaeria miniovina, 1584 nucleotides long. Its product is annotated as putative fructosyl amino acid protein. The record is from RefSeq and is a predicted model, not a curated record. Lineage: Eukaryota; Fungi; Ascomycota; Sordariomycetes; Sordariales; Lasiosphaeriaceae. The coding region runs from base 1 to 1584 and encodes 527 amino acids. Gene Ontology annotation, molecular function: L-pipecolate oxidase activity; sarcosine oxidase activity; proline dehydrogenase activity. The transcript has a single exon.
AUGACCUCUUCUUCCCCUCCUCUCCCUCCCCUUCUUUGUCCUUCACUUCCUCCUUCUCCCCUCCUCAAGCCUGCUUCUGCUUCUGCCUCUGAAGCUCCAUUUGCCUUCUCUCCACCCUCCUCCAUUAUUAUCAUCGGUUCGGGGGUCUUUGGCCUUGGAACUGCCUGGGCUCUUGCCCGGCGUCCUGCUUUCUCGCAAUGCUCCAUCACCGUCGUUGACCGAUCCGACCCCUCCCAAUCUCGGCCGGACGUUUUCCCUGCCCCCGACGCCGCCAGCGUUGACACCAGCCGGAUCAUCCGGGCUGACUACUACGAUGCUGCCUAUGCUGCUCUAGCCGCCGAGGCCCAGGUGCAUUGGCGGGAGCAAGCCAAACCCACCGACCUCGGUGCCCAGGGGCGGUACAAUGAGAGCGGUCUCGUCUUGGUCGCUGACUUGCCACAUGGAACAGCUGUGCCGCCGUCGCCUCCCGGAGCUGAAACAGCCGUCGCGCAGCACGCCGCCCCCGCCAAGAAAAAGACGGGCAUGGACUAUGCUCGCGGUAGCUGGGCAAACGUGCUCUCACUAGCAUCCAACGAUCCCUCAUUGACUAGUCGCAUCCACGAACUUCCUAAUGCCGCCGCCAUUCGUGACGCGGUCGGCACCGGCGGCGGCUCUGGAUCGUGGGGAUACAUCAAUGAAGCCAGCGGCUGGGCAGAUGCCGGGGCCUCGAUGGCCUGGCUCGUAGACCGAGUCCAAGACACUGGGCGUGUCAAAUUCGUGGCUGCCACCGCCCUGGCUCUUGAGCACCAGGGCACUACCGUCACCGGCGCCAAGCUCUCUGAUGGCUGUGUUCUCUCGGCGGAGCUCGUCGUCGUCGCCGCAGGCGCGUGGACUGGAGGCUUGAUAGACCUGGCAGGCCAGGCGACUGCCACGGGUCAAGUACUGGGGUACCUGGACAUCACGGAAGCGGAGCAGGAACAACUUGGCCGCAUGCCGGCACUGCUGAACCUGACGACGGGGCUGUUCGUCAUUCCUCCUGCGAAGCGAGUGCUCAAAGUCGCGCGGCACGCCUACGGUUACCUCAACCCAACCAAGUUGGCGACGGCGCCACUUCCUUCGUCAUCUGCAGGAUCCGCGUCCGCUCUAGCCUUUUCUCACCCCUUGACUCAUUUAUCGGACCUAUCCCUUGCCAUCCCCAAAGAGGGAGCCGACGACCUCCGCCGCGCUUUGGGCGAGAUGGUGCCGCUGCCUGGCCUCCGGGACCGGCCCUUCUCCAAGACACGGCUGUGCUGGUACAUGGACACCCCCACGGCCGACUUCCUCAUCGACUACCACCCCAACUUCCAAGGCCUGUUCGUGGCGACGGGUGGCAGUGGUCACGCCUUCAAGUUCAUGCCCGUGAUUGGUGACAAGAUCGUCGAUUGCAUGAUGCACAACUGCCCACGACAGUUCGAGGGCAAGUGGGCUUGGAAACCGGUUACGACUACUGGUGGCACAGUUUGGUCAUCGGUAGUAACAGAAGAUGGUACACGGGGCGGGACGCCUGGGCUUGUCUUGGCAGAUGAGCUUGUCAAGGGUGUUACGAGGCACUAUCCCUCUCGUUGA